This is a messenger RNA of Salvia hispanica, 1712 nucleotides long. RefSeq names its product amino acid permease 6-like. The record is from RefSeq and is a predicted model, not a curated record. NCBI's taxonomy places the organism in Eukaryota, Viridiplantae, Streptophyta, Magnoliopsida, Lamiales, Lamiaceae.
AUAUAUAUCAAAUUUCAAGAUCCACCCCAAAUUCCAAACCUCCUCUCAUGCACAAAUCUCUCUCUCUCUCUCACUCUCUCUCUCUCACACACAAGCACUGAAAAUGGCAAACGAGCUCCAGAAAAACUCUAUGUACAUAGAAAAUGGUGAAGCAAGCAAGAAUUUUGACGACGACGGCCGUCAACGAAGAACAGGGACGGUGGUGACGGCGAGCGCGCACAUAAUAACGGCGGUGAUAGGGUCGGGGGUGCUGUCGUUAGCGUGGGCGAUAGCGCAGCUGGGAUGGGUGGCCGGGCCGGCUGUGCUGAUGGCGUUCUCAUUCAUCACCUACUUGACCUCCACCUUCCUCGCCGACUCGUACCGCCACGACGGCCGCCGCAACUACACCUACAUGGACGUCGUCCGUUCUCACUUAGGUGGUUACAAAGUUCAGCUAUGUGGGCUGGCUCAGUAUGGGAAUCUUGUUGGGGUCACCAUUGGAUACACAAUUACUGCUUCGAUUAGUAUGGUGGCUGUGAAAAGGUCAAAUUGUUUCCAUAAGGAAGGACAUAAUGCAGAAUGCUCAAUAUCAAACUACCCAUUCAUGGCUAUAUUUGCUGGAAUUCAGCUGAUUUUGAGCCAAAUACCCAAUUUCCAUGAGCUUUCCUGGCUAUCUAUAGUUGCGGCCGUCAUGUCCUUCGCUUACUCCUCCAUCGGCCUCGCCCUCUCCAUUGCCAAGCUCGCAGGUGGUGGAGGGCAUGUGGAGACAAGCCUAACAGGGACGAGAGUAGGAGUGGACACAAGCGGCUCAGAAAAGGUGUGGAAUAGCUUUCAAGCCAUUGGAGACAUUGCUUUUGCCUAUGCUUAUUCAACUGUCCUAAUUGAAAUCCAGGACACGCUGAAAUCUCCACCACCGGAAAAUGUGGUGAUGAAGAAGGCUUCUUUAAUAGGUGUGGCAACCACCACCCUAUUCUACGUCCUCUGCGGCUGCCUCGGCUACGCAGCCUUCGGAAACAACGCUCCCGGCAACUUCCUUACUGGGUUUGGCUUCUACGAGCCCUUCUGGCUGAUCGACUUCGCAAACGUGUGCAUUGCCGUCCAUCUAAUCGGAGCUUAUCAGGUGUUCGCGCAGCCUUUAUUCGGCUUCGUGGAGAGUCGCUGCAGGCAGAAGUGGCCGGAAAGCAAGACGAUCACCAAAGAUUACUCGGUCCGCAUUCCUCUAUGCGGAGUUUAUGACUUCAAUGUGUUCAGAUUGGUGUGGAGAUCAGUGUAUGUGAUAGUAACAGCAGUGAUUGCAAUGAUCUUCCCCUUCUUCAACCACUUCCUCGGCCUCAUCGGAGCAGCCUCGUUCUACCCGCUGACCGUGUACUUCCCCAUAGAGAUGCACAUUGCGCAGGCCAAAGUGCCCAAGUACUCCAGCAGAUGGGUGUGGCUGAAGAUCCUCAGCUGGGCUUGCCUGAUUGUGUCGCUCGUCGCAGCGGCCGGAUCCGUGCGAGGGCUCGCCGACGACGUGAAAACGUACAAGCCUUUCCAGAGUCAAGCUCAUGAAUAGAGCACAUGUAGGGCUAGAUCCUAUUCAAUCUAUGAGUCCAAGAUCCAAAACAUUAUUUACCUGCAUUUCAGCAUUUAGUGAUUCUGUAGAGAUCAAUUGUCACCAUAUGAGAACUGUAUGCCCAUUUGAAUAAGAUAAGCUUAGUUUUAAACCAAUAAAGGCUACAAUAUGAGCAUCAAUA